Quercus robur (English oak) is the source of this 1159-nucleotide messenger RNA. RefSeq lists its product as uncharacterized. Gene Ontology annotation, molecular function: hydrolase activity. The transcript has 9 exons. The record is from RefSeq and is a predicted model, not a curated record. The coding region runs from base 170 to 943 and encodes 257 amino acids. Lineage: Eukaryota; Viridiplantae; Streptophyta; Magnoliopsida; Fagales; Fagaceae.
AUUACUCAUAGUCACAUACAUACAUUAAUUGUGAUGCAUAUUUACACGUUUUAUUCCCACCCUUUUGGCUAUAAAUACACAAUAGCAUUCUGGGUUUUCAUCAUUGCACCACAUCUUCUCAAGCAUUGCAGUAGGUAGACUCUGUAGUGCAGAUUAUUGAACCGCAAAGAUGAGCCGUAACACACACCCCAACACUGGCUCUGGUAGUCGAACUGCUAGAACAGUUGAGUUUGGAAGGACCUAUGUAGUGAGGCCCAGAGGAAAACAUCAGGCCACUAUAGUUUGGCUUCAUGGCCUCGGCGACAAUGGCUCAAGCUCUUCCCAGCUCUUAGAAUCCCUUCCUCUUGCAAAUAUUAAGUGGAUCUGCCCAACUGCUCCUACACGUCCAGUGACGCUACUUGGGGGUUUUCCUUGCACUGCAUGGUUUGAUGCAGGAGAGCUCUCAGAAGAUGGUUCAAAUGAUUGGGAAGCUUUAGAUGCUUCAGCAGCACAUAUUGCAAACUUGCUGUCAACUGAGCCAGCUGAUGUUAAAGUUGGCAUCGGAGGCUUCAGUAUGGGUGCUGCAAUGGCCCUUUACUCUGCCACUUGCUAUACUCUAGGAAGAUACGGAAACGGUAAUCCAUACCCUGUCAACCUAAGGGCAAUUAUUGGACUAAGUGGAUGGCUUCCAGGGGCAAGGAGUUUAAGAAACAAAAUACAAAGUUCACAUGACGCUGGCAGGCGUGCUGCUUCCUUACCAAUUUUGCUUUGUCAUGGAAUGAGUGAUGACGUUGUUAACUAUAGACACGGUGAAAAAUCAGCCCACUCCUUAAAUUCAGCAGGAUUUCGCAACCUGACAUUCAAAUCCUAUGAUGGGCUUGGUCACUACACAAUACCCGCAGAGAUGGACGAAAUUUGCAAUUGGCUUACCCCAAAACUAGGGCUUGAGGGUUUUCGCCCAUGAUUGUGCGAUGGGACUAGAACUUGGAGCUAGUGAGUAGGAGAGAUUAUCAAAACAAAUAAUUUUGAAAGGCAAGCAGCUUUUGAAUGCAUAUGUACAAGUAGACGGUACAUAAAAUGGAGCACAAGUUAUAUCGUAUAGUUAAAUUAACCUUCCUAAUUCACUAUGUCAUCUUCUAUACUAAAUAAAAAUUUUGGAUGUACUCCUCUUUUUGUUUAA